AUGUACCCAGGUAUGUGGCAGUCUAUCCGAACCCGGAUGUCCGCCCGUGAGACGGUGCGUGCGUGUGCGUGCAGAAUUGAGGCCGCUCGCAUCGGUCUGCGAUCGCAGCAACUUUCGAGCCACUGUAGCUGGCAACUUGACAACAAAAUAUUAUGUGCAUCAAAAGGCAAAGAAAGACUUUAGCACUCAAAAUGGGUAAAUACGAGAAUAAGUUCGGCGAAAGUCGGACGGAUAGGAACCAAGCCCACAAAACCAUGCGUUUUGCAGACUAGCAGCCGGAAAACACUGUUCCUUACGUACGAAUUUCAGUCGCUGAACUUUCCUAAACUACGAUGCUAAAAUAUUGUUUUCCUGACGCUCUAACUGGGACAAUUCUCCUCCGAAUUUUAAGGCUAAAGUCUUCCGUAAAUUUACGGAAGAUUGAUGUGUACCUACUGAUCUAUGGCCUAGCAGUCCCACUGCCACAACACCCUACUGUGACGACAUACGGAGACUGAGUAAUAAGUGCCUCAAUGAUCGGCACACAGACGUCACACAUCAAAAAUAAAAAGAAUCCUUUCCAAUUAGGAUACUAGUAUAAUAACGAUCGAGAUAACAAAGAGGUACGGAAGUGGGAGAGAAACGGGUAGGACAAUAAGUCCUAACAAUAAGAUAACAAGGAAGGACGCAGCCGGCUGCGGAAACGAGGUGAAAAGUUAAACGAAUGGAUUGCUAUCUGGGCCGUGUUGGUUUUAACGUUGGUCGUGGGCUCCUAACUUGGCCCUGAAAGAGGAAAUAAAAGUAUUGGAUAAUAAAAAAUUACCGUUAAGCGCGUAGGUUCGUAACACUACUGUGACAACCAUACUCAACGGCACUUUUUUUCAUCCAGUACUUUUAUUUGCUUUUUUAGGACCACGUUCGAAGCCCACGAACAACCUUAACAACCAACAGGGCCCCGAUAACAAUCCAUUCGUCUAAUGUUUCCCCUCAUUUCCGAUCCCGCGUAUCGAUGACAAUAUGGACGCACCAGCCGGCGCGUCUUGGUUCGCCAGCCUCGAUCUCUCUCAUAGUUACUGGCAAAUAGAGGUCCGACCGCAGGGCCGUCACGAGACAGCGUUCAUCCUCCCCACCGGGCUCUACCAGUUUAACACUACACAUGGGUCUCGCGAAUGCCACAGCCACUUGCCGAAGGUUAAUGCAGCUCGUCCUGCUUCGUCUACUUGAAUGACAUUAUUCACGGCAAGUCCGUCAGUCGCUUACUCGAAAACUUGGAUAAAGCGGCGGAUAAGACGAAAUGCAACGAAUAAUUAUAGCAAGGGUAAAAAUACGGGGUCGUUGUGCGUGUUGAGGUGGAUGCACGUCCGGAGACCUCCUUGAAGGGGAACUUCUGCCCGGCCGGAGUCGUUAACGGGUACAUGUUCCCGACUUUGGUCCGCCAGUACUCCAGGUUGGACCCGUUCCGCUCGAAGUGCUCCCCGCCUUCUUCACGCUCUCGUUCCAGAACAUCCCCCGUUUCCGCUGGCGGAUCAUUAAGUCGUUGUUCAGGACGAGCUGGACGGCCCACUAGUUGGACAGGAACGCGGGCAUGGUAACGCGCACCCGGGAGUAGGCGGCGACGGUGGGGACGCAGGGGAUGUGGACAACGUGGCCCAGUUCUUCCAGCACUACACCGUCCAGUGCACCUACAAGGAGGGCCCCGAAACCAUCGCCGUCAUCCAUAUUCCCUCCUGCGUCCCCAUCGUCGCCGCCUACUCCUGGGUGCGCGUUACCAUGCCCGCUGACUGGACGACCAACAAGUUCCUGUCCAACCAGUGGGCCGCCCAGCUCGCCCUAAACAGCGACUUAAUGGUCCGCCAGCGGAACUGGGAGAUGUUCUGGAACGAGAGCGUGAGGAAGGGCGGGGAGCACUUCGAGCAGAACGGGUUCAACCUGGAGUACUGGCGGACCAAAGCCGGGGACAUGUACCCGUUAAUGACUUCGGCCGGGCAGAAGUUCCCCUCCAAGGAGGGCUCCGGGACGUACGACGAGGACGACUUGAACGCCUGGUUGAACUCCUUUCAGACCCCGCAGGUCGCCGCCCCUGCCCAGCCCCACCACGCCGCCGAGCAGGCCAACUUCAGGUGCCACUCCGUCAUGGCCGGGAACAGGUCCAGCAUGGAUCAGGUGGAGAUCAGCAGCAUCCUAUGGUCGGUCCUCUUUAAGUUCAUCCACCUUAACACGCACAAUGACCCCGUAUUUUUACCCUUGCUAUAA
Messenger RNA from Spirometra erinaceieuropaei, 2232 nucleotides. NCBI's taxonomy places the organism in Eukaryota, Metazoa, Platyhelminthes, Cestoda, Diphyllobothriidea, Diphyllobothriidae. The record is from the annotation of a GenBank genome assembly.